AUGUCUGACCAGAACAAGUACAACAGCAAGCUCAAGGACCAACGUGUGUUGAUCAUCGGAGGCAGCGCUGGAAUCGGUUAUGGAGUUGCCGAAGCAUCAUUAGAGAAUGGUGCCCAUGUCAUCAUCUCUUCCUCAAACGAGUCUAGAGUUCAAGAAGCUGUCGUCAAGUUGCAAAAGGCAUACCCAUCAGCCGCAAAGCGCAUUGAGGGCUAUGCAGCCAACAUGGGCGAGCAAGCUAGCCUUGAAUCAAAUGUGGAGCAGCUGUUCAAGAAAGCUGGAUCUGUCAACCAUGUCGUCUUCACCGCGGGAGAUUCCCUGGCCAUGAUGCCGCUCGAAGAGGCAACUAUGGAUAAGACGAUUCAAGCUGGUAUGGUCAGAUUUUUUGCACCGCUCAUGGUGGCCAAGUAUGCAGCAAAGGUCCUUGAGAAGAGCACAACAUCAUCCAUCACAUUGACCACCGGCAAUGUCAGUGAGAAGCCCAUCCCCAACUGGAGCGUCAUCAAUGGAUUUGCCACGGCUUUACAAGGCACAACAAGAGGUCUCGCGCUGGAUAUGAAGCCCAUUCGUGUCAAUCUGGUUUCUCCCGGUGCUGUACUUACCCCACUAUGGGAUGGUAUUCCGGAGGAGCACAGGGAGCAGACUUUCAAGCAGUUCGAGAGCAAGAUGGCAACGGGCAAGAUCGGGCAGGUCGAGGAUGUAGCCGAAGCAUACAUUUAUGCAAUGAAGGACAAGAACUUGACGGGAAGCAUGAUCAGUACAAAUGGAGGUUCCAUGCUCAUGUAG
Aureobasidium subglaciale EXF-2481 is the source of this 783-nucleotide messenger RNA. RefSeq lists its product as uncharacterized. The transcript is spliced from 2 exons. Gene Ontology annotation, molecular function: oxidoreductase activity. Bases 1 to 783 code for a protein of 260 amino acids. The record is from RefSeq and is a predicted model, not a curated record. NCBI's taxonomy places the organism in Eukaryota, Fungi, Ascomycota, Dothideomycetes, Dothideales, Saccotheciaceae.